Molecule: messenger RNA, 2139 nt
Organism: Dendronephthya gigantea
Lineage: Eukaryota; Metazoa; Cnidaria; Anthozoa; Malacalcyonacea; Nephtheidae
Product: probable myosin light chain kinase DDB_G0284661
Exons: 13
Coding region: 1-2139 (712 amino acids)
Biological process (GO): autophagy; peptidyl-serine phosphorylation
Cellular component (GO): cytoplasm
Molecular function (GO): ATP binding; protein serine/threonine kinase activity
Source: RefSeq, a predicted model, not a curated record
AUGGCAUCUGCCUUCAAGAUCCCAAACCUGGUCGUUAAGACGAAAACCACCGCCAUUUUACCAACGUUUGACUGGAAUUUGUUUCGAAAGGAAAGGAAGCUUGGUAGUGGCAGUUUUGGGUCCGUUUACUUAGGUGAAUAUAAUGAGAAAGAGGAAAAGGUUGUGACGAAAAAAGUCAAGGUACAAUCGAUCGAUUCGAAAUCGCGUUGUAAGAAAGAAGCUGCACUGCUUAAUUCUAUCAAGGGGCACAAAAACAUCGUACAAUUUCUGGGAUUUUGCGAAGAGCCAUGUAGCAUUAUGCUGGAAUACAUAUCCUUUAGUUUUAGCCCAUUGGGGGCUGAAAAAUGUGUCAGUACAUUGGCAGAUUUCCUUCGAUUACUGGAUGAAGAUUAUGAUUUUGAAUCUUUUUCGCACUUGCUGCCAGUCUGUGCCCAAGAUAUUGUUGCUGGUUUAGAAUACCUUCACGGCAAAAACAUCGCUCACAGGGAUCUUAAACUCGGGAAUAUUUUAGUAAGCAACCAACACUAUGUUGAGAAGUUUACAAAUGAAUUAGAUUUGUCAAAGGCCUAUGUUGAAUGUCUGAGCAGAUCUCACAACAUGCAAACCAAAACAGUUCUUCAAUCUAAAACAGAUUCAAUCAAUCGUGGGACGCCCUCUUACAUGGCUCCUGAAAUUCACCUGAACAAAAUCUUUCAAGCAAGUCAAGAAGAUUUAAAGAAAACUGAUAUAUGGUCCCUGGGAAUGGUCAUGUACACCUUGGUGAACCCAAAUGUCCCUGGACCAUACUUUGUUGAGUUUGGGGAGUCAGGUAUUGUAACGGAUGCUGCGCUACAAGACCUAUUAAAACGCGAAGUAUUGCCGAAACACGAUUUGAAAUACGAAACGGUUCGAAGCACCCAAUGGAAAAAUAUGGAAGAAAUGUUUGAACAGUGCUGCAAAUUUAAUCCUACUGACAGACCAUCUGCUACGCAACUAUUGCGAUCAUUUAAAGAAGAAUCAAAAUCGCAAAAGGACCAAAAUUAUGCCGAAGGACCGUCGAUGACCACCCCAGUGGAGAAAGCAAAAUCAACGAAGGGUCAUAAAUAUGCCGAAGGAAUAUUGAUGACCGCCCCAGUGGAUGAAGCAAAUCAGAAAAAGAAUCGUCAAAAUGCCAAAGGCCUGCUCAUGACCAUCCCAGGCCCUUUGGAUGAAGCACAAUCGAAAAAAAGCGGAAAAUAUGAAGGACUGCUGAUGAUUACUUCAGGCCCAGUGGAUAAAGUUAAAGCGAAGGAAAAUAUAAAAGAAGAAGAAGAUCUCUCUACUUCAUCGGAUGAGGAAAAAGAUUCAAAAGAAAAUAGUAAAAACACGCAGGAAGCACAGGGACGUUCCGUGUUCGAAGAUCUCAAUGAAGGAGACAAAACGAAUGGAGAUGGCAACAACGAAUGUAUAAAAGAACCAGUUGACAAGAAUAACUCUGAUAAAGAAGAUGACUCACAAAUUGAUGAUAUUGAUGAUGAAUCUUCAAGUGAUAAAGGAUUACGAAUUGAUGGUGUAGAGCCUUCGACCCAGCCAUACAAGGAAGAUGUUAUGACCCCGAUUUUCUCGUGGGAAAAAGCAGCAUAUACAAAAGCAGAAAUUGUAUCUAUCCUUUUGGGUUCAUACAAACAAGAACAAUUGUGUCUAUCACCACCAAUAAACGUUUCCCAUAACGUUUCCUUCUUAAUGGAUAUGAAAUCCUUCCCACAUGCGGAUGAUAUAAAAUGUGACGACAUGGGUGUCUGGGAACAUAAAGGAUCUCCGAAAGAUUAUUUUCGUGUUCAGAAUAACUCGAGUGGUACAAGAAAAAUCGUUCCAGUUGAUAAGAAAAGUGUAACACAAGCAACACCAGAAGGUAUAUACACAUUCAGACGAACAUACUACAAGAAUGCUUCUGAUGACACUAUCCGCAAAACCAUAUCCAAAUUAUAUGAUUGUUGUGAUAAUCAAGUUCCGCUGACGUUUGUUCAGUAUCUGUUCUCUGGCUUGGAACAUAAAGUGAAAAAUCUAAAGCCUCACGGAAAUGCCAAAUUCAAAUCGCCAUACACGCGACUUCUACCAAGCACAAGAGAAAAAAUGAAAAAUUCCGUUUUCAAAAAGGAAAGAUGGCGAAGGAAGCUCUAG